GCAAUCUUUCAAAAACACACAUUCCACAGACUAGAUUUUGGAUAUAAGACAUGCUCACCGGAAAAUGUUUGGUAGCGUGGCUAAUUGUUUAUUUAUGCUAUAUAGGACCAGGCGGCGCCUCGAAGAUCGAAAAUGAGGUACGGGCAGUAGGACCACAGUGCUCAAGCUGCCUGAAAAUUCAGCACAAGUGUACCGUCUCCCAAUCUGGGCUAUUUUGUCAAACUAAGUCGGAUAAGGAUAAGAUACUAUUUUCAACCAAGACCGGGAACAAAUUAUACAAUCUACCCGAGUGUGUUCCACCAAAAUAUAACGUCACGGGUCCGAUUCUGGACUGGUGCUGUCUGUGGUCGCCGAAGGUGGGCUGCCAGCAAUUGGCCGGUACCCACUACCAAAACCAAUCGGGCUGGAAGGAGAACUGCGAUAUUUGCCUGCACUCCUGCGUCUGCGAUGAGAAUCGGAGCGGGGUGGUCAAGUGCUCACCCAUGGCCGGCUGGCUGGCUGCUCUGGGCAUUCUGGUGCUGCUGUCGAGAUCUUAUCUUCGGUCUUGAGAUGCGCUGCUUUGCAUAUCAGUGGAAAUUCAAUAAAGUUGCCUGCAUGGGGGAAUUUCGAGUGCCCGGGCACAUACCAAAAAUACAAAGUGGCCAUUGCACUAAGCCAAGAAGAAUACAAAUCAAGUCAACAAUGGGUCUGCCACUGGUGCGACACGGUGCACAUUACUCUGGCCAAAAAGGGAACCUGGGAAUGGCAUAUUGU
Messenger RNA from Drosophila erecta, 753 nucleotides. RefSeq lists its product as uncharacterized. The transcript is spliced from 2 exons. Lineage: Eukaryota; Metazoa; Arthropoda; Insecta; Diptera; Drosophilidae. The coding region runs from base 51 to 548 and encodes 165 amino acids. The record is from RefSeq and is a predicted model, not a curated record.